Molecule: messenger RNA, 3479 nt
Organism: Nelumbo nucifera (sacred lotus)
Lineage: Eukaryota; Viridiplantae; Streptophyta; Magnoliopsida; Proteales; Nelumbonaceae
Source: RefSeq, a predicted model, not a curated record
UUCUCAAUUCUCAAUGCAAUGGCAGCAGUUUGCUUUAUCUCUGUGUCCAAGAACAAGAGUAGUGAAAUGUUGUUGUCGUUUAUAACUCGUAUUGUCCUUCUUUCCAGCCUGAACUUAUUAUUGGGGUACUCCGAAUCUACCCUGGCGGCAACCUUUGGAAAUGACACUGAUCGGCUUGCAUUGAUCGAGUUCAAUAGACAAAUAAUUGAUCCUCUUGGAGUAUUGAGCUCCUGGAAUGAUUCAACCCAUCUCUGCCAAUGGUAUGGAGUCACCUGUGAUGAACGAAAUCAAAGAGUCACUAGUUUGAACCUGGAGGGGCACAAGUUGGCUGGAACCAUGUCACCCUACGUCGGAAAUCUCUCUUUCCUCGUUUUUAUCAAUCUCCAAAACAACAGCUUCCAUGGAAACAUCCCCCAAGAAGUUGGUCGACUGUUGAGCUUACAAGGUAUCCUUCUCAACAACAAUUCCUUUGGAGGUGAAAUUCCAGUUAACCUGUCUCGCUGCUCCAAUCUCAUGGACCUCAGGUUUGAGUUCAACAGCUUGGAAGGUAAAGUUCCAGCCGAGCUUGGCUCUUUGACGAAGCUCGUCACCCUCUCUUUACGUGGCAACGAUUUAACCGGAGGAAUACCAACCUCUAUUGGAAACCUUUCAUCCCUCCGGUUUCUUUCUCUGGCGAGAAAUAAUUUGAACGGUACCAUUCCAGAUGUCUUCGGCCAAAUGAAAAGCAUGCAACAUUUUGGUCUACAACUGAAUCAACUAUCCAGUACCAUCCCUUCUUCAAUUUACAACCUCUCAUCCAUCACUUACAUAGCUUUGACAAAUAACAAACUACAUGGUAGUCUUAGGCCCGAUAUAGGCCUUAUCUUUCCUAAUCUCCAAAUACUAUGGAUUGGAGGAAACCGAUUCACUGGACCAAUUCCGAUUUCCUUGGCCAAUGCUUCAGGGCUUAUAGAAAUUGACAUCCCUUACAACAAUUUUACUGGACCCGUACCUUUGAGCUUGGGCCACAUUAAGACUCUACAGUGGCUUAACCUUGCAAAUAAUCAUAUAGGGAGAGGAGAAGCUGAUGACUUGAAUUUCAUUGCAUCUUUGAUCAAUUGCAGCGAUCUGUGGACGUUGCGUCUUCAGAAUUGCAACUUCGGAGGAAUUUUACCCAACUCCAUAGCAAACCUCUCAACCCGUCUCACAUGGCUAUCACUUGGGUUCAAUAAGAUAGUUGGUAAAAUUCCCAUAGGCAUUGAGAAUCUAGAAAAUUUGAUUUUUCUAGAUAUGAGGCAAAAUUUCUUCAAGGGUAGCAUCCCAGAUUUCGUUGGAAAGCUUUCUGUGUUGGAAGGUUUAUUGUUGGAUGGAAAUAGAUUUUCAGGAGAGGUCCCAUCAUCCAUAGGUAACCUCACUAAAUUGGUAAAGCUGUAUUUGCAAAAUAACAACCUAGGGGGAAGGAUACCUUCAACUAUCAGUAGUUGUCAAGGUCUACAAGAGGUAAUCCUCAGUUAUAAUGAACUCAAUGACACCAUACCCAAAGAAGCAUUUGGCCUUUCGUCCCUCUCAGUUGUCCUCGACAUAUCUCAUAAUUCUUUGACUGGUACUCUACCAUUGGAAGUUGGAAAUUUGAAAAAUCUUGGCAGAUUGGAUGUUUCUUUUAACAGAUUGUCGGGUGAGAUUCCGAGCAUGCUCGGAGAUUGUUCCAGCUUGGAACACCUUUAUAUGCAGAGUAACUUCUUCCGAGGAUCCAUUCCAUCAUCUUUCAGCAACUUGAAAGCGAUUCAAGACUUAGAUCUUUCAAAUAAUAAUUUGUCUGGGCAAAUUCCUGAGUUUCUUGGGACCCUCCAGUUUCUGCUUUAUUUAAAUCUGUCUUUUAACAACCUUGAAGGUGAAGUACCUGUUGCAGGAGUCUUUGAGAAUGCUAGUGUUAUUUCAAUCUCUGGAAAUAGCAGACUAUGUGGGGGUAUCCCAGAAUUGGAGUUGCAGGCAUGCCUUAUGGAAGAGUCCAAGAAAAAAGGAACAUCUCUUGCUCUCAAGCUAAUACCAGCCAUAGUUGGUGUGGUUUUACUUUUAACAGCAUUUAUUUUCUUUGUAAUCUGGUUAAGAAAGCCAAAGAAGAUUUCAUCUUCUAACUCUUCACCUGGGGAAAGCUCUACCCAAACAUUUGGGAAGCGGCACUUAAGGGUAUCUUAUGAAGAGCUAUUCAAAGCAACUGAUGGAUUUUCUACAGAUAACUUGAUUGGUUCCGGUAGUUCUGGGGCUGUGUAUAAAGGAAUUCUCAAUCAAGUUACUUUUGCAGUUAAGGUACUUAACAUUCAGCAACAAAGAGCUUCUAAGAGCUUCAUGACGGAAUGCAAUGCAAUGAGAAACAUCCUACAUCGCAAUCUCAUCAAGAUAAUAACUGCAUGCUCAAGCAUGGAUGUCAUGGGCAAUGAAUUCAAAGCAUUGGUAUUUGAGUUCAUGCCAAAUGGAAGCCUGGAAGAUUGGUUGCAUCCAGGAGAAGAGGGAAAUACUCGGCCUAGAAAAUUAAGCUUUCUUGAAAAGCUAAAUAUCGCCAUCGAUGUGGCUUCUGCAUUGCAGUAUCUUCAUCACCAAUGCCAUGUACCAAUUGUUCACUGCGAUUUGAAGCCCGGCAAUGUUCUUCUUGACAAUGAUAUGACUGCCCAUGUGAGUGAUUUCGGAAUCUCAAGGCUUCUGUCAAGGUCCACCAAAAAUUCAUUUCAGAACCAAUCAAGCUCGGUUGCACUAAAAGGAACUAUUGGGUAUGCUGCUCCAGAGUACGGCAUGGGCUUGAAGGUAUCAACUCAUGGAGAUGUUUACAGCUAUGGUAUCCUGUUGUUGGAGAUGUUCACGGGAAGGAGACCCACCGAUGAAAUAUUUAAAGAUGUCCUCAACCUUCAUAACUUUUGUAAAGCUGCUCUGCCAGAGAAAGUAAUGGAGAUUGCAGGCCCAUUAUUUCUAUACGAGGAAGAAGCAGAACAAAUUGGAAGUGUAGAAGUACCUUGUAGUAAUGAAUUGUUGAAUGGUCUAGAAGAGAAAAUCCAGAAGUGCCUCAUUUCUGUAAUUGGAAUAGGGGUUGCGUGUUCUGCAGAGUCCCCAAGAGAAAGAAUGGACAUGAAUGAAGUCACAAGGGAGAUGCAUCUGAUCAGAGAUAUCUUUCUUGGCUCUGGGAACCACAGAUAUCACGGACUGAUGCAUCCAUCCAGUUUGCUCAUUGUUUUAAUUUCAUAGAAGAAAACCAUUAAGAGCUGGAGAAGAGGAGAAACUGGACUUUGGGCAGCCAUGACGGAGAACAUUAGCAACCUUUAAGCUGAAUUAGUUGUUCGGUGAGGAGUUUUCUUUCCCUUUUGGGUGUAAAUGGACUGGAACGGGGUCUGAGAUCUUUUCUAUUUCAUGUAAUGAUAUUGUAGUUAGAUGGAGUAAGCUCUACUGUAAUUUAUUUUCAGAAGAAUACAAAUUAUUACUUUAGAAGCAAAUAUAUUAAGGGGAAAAGGCAA